This is a messenger RNA of Botrytis cinerea B05.10, 1747 nucleotides long. RefSeq lists its product as hypothetical. Lineage: Eukaryota; Fungi; Ascomycota; Leotiomycetes; Helotiales; Sclerotiniaceae. The transcript has a single exon. Bases 320 to 1564 code for a protein of 414 amino acids. The record is from RefSeq and is a predicted model, not a curated record.
GGCCUGGCCCUCGUUGUCUAGAUUUUAUCGAGUGACUAAAGCGUGAAUGAUUCAAGAUAUAAGGUCUAGCAAGUUGCCAAGUAUAUUAUAUUUUCUCCUCAUCACAUUCGCAGCCUUUCUUUCAGCUCUAUCUACAUUCUCUUCCUUUCAGUUCUGAGAACUUUAACUCUUAUACAUUCUUUAAAUCUUAAUCUUUGCAAUAAAUUUAUAUUCAACUUAGGCCGGUCCUUCUUUAUACACUUGUUUUUGCCAAUUGCCAUCUAUUUACGAACUUUGAAUUUUUAUUACUAUCAACUUCAAUCACUCCAAUAUCAUCAUCAUGAAGUACGAAACCGCAACCCUUUUGAUCGCCGCUCUCGGCUUGGUAUCUGCUGCUCCCGUCGCAGAACCAAAGAACACAUUCAAUCUUCCAACGAUACCAAAGCGAAUGCUAAGAGGACGUGAGGUUCCUCAAGAACAUUCCCACAAUCGAUUCCUCGAUGGUGUUCGUGUCAAUCUAAACAUCAACAAUCCAAACAAGAUCCAAGAUCCAGUCUUUGGUCUUUUGGGUAAUGCUGCUGCCUUGAAAGGAGCUGGAACAAUCGCAAAUCCAGAUUGUCUUCAUCAAGCUACUGCCGAUCAAGCUUUCACUAAUGCCAAGGCUGCUAAUAAUGUAACCGGUAUGGCUGAUGCAUUGAUGUAUGCAGCAAUUGAAAGAAAUACAGCAUCAGUUGGUCUUGCAUCUGUCAUUUGCAACGAAACUGCCGUCAAUCCCGAGAUUCAAGCUGUCCAACAACAUCAAGAUCCAGCUUCACCAAACGCCGCCGCUACCAAUAAGGCCAUUGUUCUUUCCCUCGCUAAACAACUUGCUGCUAUCGGGGCAGAUCCUCAAGAAGCUCUUCUUUCGGGUACAUUUGCACCAGGAACUAUCGGUGAUACAACUGGUGCUGGGAAUACUUGUGACGACGAAGCUGAUUCACCUGGUUGUAUCUUCACGAAAAACCUCAUCGUUAAUGAUGCCACCGCCGAGGAAAUCACCGCAGCUGUCGCAGGAAUUUCGGCAAAUUCCACUUCUACCGCCGUCACCACUUCUAUCUCAUCGAGUAACUCAACUUCGAACACUACAGGUAGCGAGUGUGCCGCCGCAGUAACAAGUACAAUUACCGCCGUUGCCGCUAUCGCGACGGAUUCAUCAUCAAUGUUAUCUCUCGCUUCCGUUGCUUCUGUAGCAGCAACCUCAAUUGCAUCAGUCGCCUCUUCUGCAUCCGCAGCAGCAGCAGCUUCAUCUACCGGAACUACUGCCACAGGAACAAAUGUCCAAACUUUCACUGGAACACUAGGUGGAGCACCUCCCCCAGUUACUUCCUCAGCAGGUGAUCGUCCUUUCUCGGUUAACGGAGAUUCGUUUGUGGGUGAAGGGGCAGCACUUCAAAGAAGCUGCAGUGUACAACAUAAUGCCUGUUCGAGGGCAGCAAAUAGUGGGAGUUUGGCGGGUGGAGUAGAACAAUGCGAAACGCAAGAGACGGCUUGUAAUGCUGCAUCUGGGGCGGCGAAAAAGUUGAGACGACAGGCUAUGAUGUUUUAGAUGGAACAUGUGGCUAGUUUGGUUUAUUAAUGUUGGUGGGCGGGGUGGUGGAAAAACGAAGAUGAAUGAAUAUGCACGAGAUGAUAUGGGAAAGGGAAAGGGAAAGGGCGAAAGGAAGGGCUGGCAAGUUGUGUGGCGUUCAAUCUGUAAUGAUAUAGGUAUAAGAAUAUACAAUUGAUACCA